This is a messenger RNA of Archocentrus centrarchus (flier cichlid), 1570 nucleotides long. RefSeq names its product cold inducible RNA binding protein a (gene cirbpa). Lineage: Eukaryota; Metazoa; Chordata; Actinopteri; Cichliformes; Cichlidae. The coding region runs from base 137 to 688 and encodes 183 amino acids. Gene Ontology annotation, molecular function: RNA binding. The record is from RefSeq and is a predicted model, not a curated record. The transcript has 7 exons.
AAGCAGUAGAAGAAGCAGCGACUGCGCAGCGCAGUGAAAAGCGGAGCGCGCUUUGCCCUCCUUCUCAUUCGACCUCCAUCGCAGCGCCGCGUAGCAGUCAGUGUAUCUCUGCGAGAGAAAUAGCUAUAUUAAAAAAAUGUCGGACGAGGGAAAAUUAUUCAUCGGAGGUCUGAGCUUCGAGACCAACGAGGACUCUCUGGCUGCAGCCUUCGGCAAAUACGGAACCAUCGAAAAGGUGGAUGUGAUCAGAGACAAAGAGACUGGUAGAUCUCGCGGGUUUGGUUUCGUGAAAUACGAUAAUGCAGAGGAUGCAAAGGAUGCACUGGACGCCAUGAACGGCAAGACUCUGGAUGGACGGGCGAUUCGGGUGGAUGAAGCUGGAAAGGGUGGACGCUCCAGAGGGGGAUUCGGCUCGGGCCCAAGAGGCGGCAGAUUUAGCGGCUCCAGGGGGAGAGGUGGGCGUGGUUAUUCCCGAGGUGGAUAUGGUGGCGACAGGGGUUAUGGAGAUAGGAGUUAUGGUGACAGAAGCUUUGGGGGUGGAGAGAGGAGUUUUGGUGGCAGUGGAUACAGGAGUGGAGGAUAUUCCUCAGGUGGCUACAGAGAGAAUAGGGGUCAGGGUGGAUACGGUGACCGCUCAGGAUCUGGUUCCUACCGCGAUGGAUACGACAGCUAUGCUACACAUGAGUAAACAUCUCCCUGAUUCAAGAUCAUCACUUGGCUGGCUGUUUUUCAAAGAUGCGCUCCUCAAGAAAAAUGUCCACGUGUUAUUGCUGACAUUAGUUCUGUAGUUCUGUUGUAGUAGUUCAGCAUCUUCAAAAAAAUGUAGCAAUGGGUUUUGGUCAUUCCUUAACAAACCUGUUACAAAUUACAAUUCAAGAACUUUAACCAUGCUUGAUUGGACAUUCAUUCCUCAAAGAUCGUGCAACUAAAUACAUCUGUAAUCUGAUACUGUUAAGGCCCAUUCUUGGGAUAAAACAGCUCAACAUGGCUUUUUAUUGAACAGCCAUUACUAUUGCUCUAAACCUUGUCCAGCACUUAAAGUGCUUCUUGAUUUGAUUCCUUUUCUUUUUAUAUAUUUCAAUAUCUGAUGGGGCUUGUUUGUUGUUUCCCCUCUCAGUCUCUGACUGACCUACCUCCUGCCAGGUUUUAAACUGAGUGAGGAAAAUAUAUGCUCAUACAGACCUUUGGGAGACUUGAUGCUAAAUUCCUUACUAUUAAACAAAAAACCUUAGUUUAGCUGAGGCUCCUGUUUGUUCAAUUUCCCAAAAGAGUGAAUUCCUUUCAGACUGGUGAACUACACAUCCGAAGUGGCCGGCUGUUCAUGAAGUUGCAAAUUGCAGCAUGCUACAGUCUGUCCAAGGUAUCUUCUGUGCUCUGCUCAACAUCUGCAUUUUUAAUGUGCUGUAAAAUGGACUAAUCUUGUUUAAAGUGAUCGAGAAAUGUAACUUUGUUUCCCUAAAGCUAUAUAUAUCAGACCGGGAACAGUUUUGUACUUUUUGUUCUUUGUAUGAUCAACUUUUUUUUGUCAGUUUGGCUUCAUGGAGCCUAUUAAACAAACUGUGGAAAAUGA